AUGCCAGCUGAGGGGGACUUGGAUAUACCUUAUUCUCUCAAGGCAGCAGAAGAAACACCACUUGAUCAGGCCCUGAAGUCAAACGCAGGCAAACCAUCAGGGCAGAUAAUGUUCCUGCUGCUGAAAGGGAAGCAAAUGAGGCCGCAGGGGCACAAGUUUGAUUCCAAGCAAGCUAAGAACCAAUUGCAUUUAACAUUCUUUUCCUAUUGUGAUGAAUUGGAAGAAGUGCUAAAAAUUGUUAAACCGCAACACUUUUUACCUAUCCAUGGAGAACUUGUAUUCCUUAAAGAGCAUGAGCUGCUGGGAAUAUCAUCUGACAUUCAUCAUACUGCACAAAGCUGA
Messenger RNA from Fraxinus pennsylvanica, 342 nucleotides. The record is from the annotation of a GenBank genome assembly. Lineage: Eukaryota; Viridiplantae; Streptophyta; Magnoliopsida; Lamiales; Oleaceae.